Messenger RNA from Sebastes umbrosus (honeycomb rockfish), 1847 nucleotides. RefSeq names its product fez family zinc finger protein erm-like. The transcript has 4 exons. Bases 133 to 1770 code for a protein of 545 amino acids. Lineage: Eukaryota; Metazoa; Chordata; Actinopteri; Perciformes; Sebastidae. The record is from RefSeq and is a predicted model, not a curated record.
AGCCUAGUAUGCAUGAGGGUGCGCGCGCAUCUUGGCAACGGAAGUUGAACAUUGUUGUUGUAGUUAACUUCCUAUAACCGAAGCUAAUAAACAACAGAAGAAACAAACCAGAACACGUGUUAUCACAGCAAAAUGUCGGCGUGCUGCGUGUCUGGCUGUAAAAACCGACAGUCCUCAACCCGCAAACUGAAGUUUUACCGUAUACCGUUUCAGGCCAACCGGAGACGGUUAUGGCUCACAGCGAUCCAGAGAGAGACCGGCAGCACCGAGCCGCUCAGAGGAACCGCCCGGGUCUGUGGCGCUCAUUUUAAGUCCAAGGAAGCGUCCACGGACAGUGAUAGUCCUGACUUUGUGCCUUCAGUGUUUACCUGCACUAAACAAAGCUCCAAGAAGAAAGGGAAAUGGUUCUACGGUCGUAGAAAAAAGCAGCGUCGUACAGCCAAUGUGGAAACAGAAGAAAAAACAACUCCACCUAGAGUUGAUUCUCCUGUGGACCUCCAGUCCUCCAGUCCUGUUUUGAUGGAGGAAAAAAUGCAGACACGAUCAACUCCAUCAAUGACAAAGGAAGGAGAAACACUGACUGAAGAAGCUGAGACUGAAACUGAAACCGCAACAAUCAAAUCACAAACAACAUCCAGCCCAAACAAGGUAUCGCCAUCAUUUAAAGUACCAGCAGGCUUCACAGAACUACACAAAAGGACUCCCAUUUUGCUCCUAAAACGCAUAUAUGUACCAGGAGGGGGAUAUCAGUGUGAGCAUUGCAAUCAGAGCUUCACCAAUGUAUCGCAGCUUUUAAAACACAAACGGCUGCAUGAAGAAGAAAGCUGCUCAAUCUGUGAAAUGUGUGGAAAGAUUUUCACAAGUCAGGAAGACUUCACUGAGCACCAGUGUGUCCAUGAGCCUUCCUUUCCGUGCAACAUGUGCGAUCGAUCUUUCACUACGAGUCACAACCUCAAGCGUCACAAACUGCUGCACGUCAAAGAUGGCAGGAAGUGCCACACGUGUGGCGUACUGUUCUGUCAACGUCAUAACCAUGUUUUAUUCCUGCCGUUGGCCGAAACUGUAACAGAGUAUGAAGAGGAGGAUUCCACCACCGUUGAGCGUCAGUUAUACAAUAAUGUGAUGCCAGAAAACCAUCAGCCGGAGAAGCCUGAGCCAAGCCAGGCUGCUGACCUGGAUGAUGAUGCUCCGAGUAACAUGGCUGUUUCGCCGCUACCCCCAAAGCCUGGUCCUUUAUCUGACCUGGAUGAUGAUGCUCCGAGCAACAUGGCUGUUUCGCCGCUACCCCCAAAGCCUGGUCCUUUAUCUGACCUGGAUGAUGAUGCUCCGAGCAACAUGGCUGUUUCGCCGCUACCCCCAAAGCCUGGACCUUUAUCUAAGACCCAUAAGUCCCCGUCUCCAGUCUCAUAUACAAGGAUCUCAUCAGAAUUCCCUGAACCGGUGUAUCUAAAACCUCCCCCUUUGUCACAUAUACCUCCGCCAGUAGACAGGAUCUUAAGCGACCUCCCACCCGACUAUCCCGUUCAGCCCCUUCCCCCCCAGCAUCUAGAACUCCCACCCUCACUAAAGCUAUUCUCACCACUGUACCUCACCUCAGCGUUUCUUGAGGUUAAGAGAAAUUAUGAAUAUAUUUUAAGCAAACCAAUAAAGGCCGAGAAGAAAAUUGUGAAGGAGGAACAAUGCGAGCUGCCUCUGAUUCCUCCAGAUGAGCGAAGCGUUGAGCUUGUCAAAAAGGAAGGAACUGCUUACGACCUGGAGAUUAAGCUCUGAUUGAAACGGUGGGGGGAAAUGUAUCACUUUAAAAAAAACAAGCAGUGAAUGAAUCAUUUACUUUGUUUCACUACAAU